AUGGGCAAGACUUCUCGACUAAUGCAAGAGCAUAAUGUCACAAUUCGAGUAAUAGGUUCCUAUAGUCAUAGAGGUCUUGGAAUAGUGAAGCAUUUCAAUAAGACAGAAGCAGAUAUACUCUACAAGAUUUAUUACCUAAAUAAUUAUCCCACACAUCUUAUCAGAGAACCAGGUUUUUUAAAAUGGAGAUUAGCACCUUCAAAAGCUAUUUUAUUAGAAGAGAAAGGUGAUUCUGUUCACUAUCUUCUUGCCAAUGCUGAAUGGAAAGGUGGGAUAAAAGCAGUUUGCAGAUGCACUGAUUCCAUAUUUUCACCUUCUAUUCAUAAGAUCCGAAAAAUUAUAAUUUUUAAAAAUGAGCCUGUCUUAUAUUAUCUCGAAGGUGAUAAGUUUUUACCAAAGCAGAGAUUCAUGAGAGAGGAACUCAUGUUAAUAGCUGAUCCAGAAAAGGUUGAGUACCUACCUCAAAAAAUAAAAUUCAACAUUUGCUUAAGGGAAAAAAAAGAGAAUGGCCCAAAGACAUAUAGGAAAAACAUGACAUUUCAUGCAUUAAAAGCAGAUGCAAUUCCAGACAUAACUAAAUUUUCUCCAGAUUGGAAUACAGUUGUAGUCUUCGAGGAUCUUUGUGCUGAAUCAAAGAAAAUUCAAGAUCGGAUUGUUCUAUAUUUUAUUAGUAGCCAGCAUCAAGAGAUGACAUUAGCAGAGUUAUAUAUCAAUAUACGAACAAUCCAAAAAAAGCAUCCAAAAUUAUCAAUAAACAUUUACAAGAAUGAGAAUUUGUGGUCUUCGAUUUUACCAAACCAGUAG
This is a messenger RNA of Cetraspora pellucida, 804 nucleotides long. The record is from the annotation of a GenBank genome assembly. NCBI's taxonomy places the organism in Eukaryota, Fungi, Glomeromycota, Glomeromycetes, Diversisporales, Gigasporaceae.